AUGGAAGCUUUAGUGGAAUUACAUAACAACAUUAUGUUUUAUUUAGUUAUUAUAUUAUUUGGAUCACCUAUAAGUAAUAAAUAUUUAAACCACGCUUUGAUUUUAAUUUUAAUCGCUUUCCCUAGUUUUAAAUUACUAUACUUAAUGGAUGAAGUGACCGACCCUAAUAUAACCAUUUUAUUUAUAGAAUAUGAUUCCUAUUUAGUGCCAGAAACGGAUUUAGAAAAAGGUGGACAAAGAUUGUUAGAAGUAGAUAACAGAUUAACGUUACCAGAAGAAACUCAUAUUCGCUUUAUUGUAACAGCUGGCGAUGUAAUACAUGGUAUAAAAUGCGAUGCGUAUCCAGGUAGAUUAAAUCAAAUAUCUGUAUUAAUGAAUAGAGAAUGUACUAUGUACGGGCAAUGUUCUGAAAUAUGUGGAAUUUUACAUAGCUCUAUGCCAAUUGUAAUAGAAUCACUAAAGUUAGAGAAAUUUUUACAUUGA
Aplosporella prunicola CBS 121167 is the source of this 483-nucleotide messenger RNA. RefSeq lists its product as uncharacterized. Lineage: Eukaryota; Fungi; Ascomycota; Dothideomycetes; Botryosphaeriales; Aplosporellaceae. The coding region runs from base 1 to 483 and encodes 160 amino acids. Gene Ontology annotation, biological process: ATP synthesis coupled electron transport. The transcript is spliced from 5 exons. The record is from RefSeq and is a predicted model, not a curated record. Gene Ontology annotation, cellular component: membrane. Gene Ontology annotation, molecular function: copper ion binding; cytochrome-c oxidase activity.